CACUGUGCUGCAAUCCUCCAAUCCUCUCUCCUUCCCUCCCCCCUCUCUCUCUCCUUCAGACCGCUCUUUCCCUGAGUGCAUCAGGAGCCUGCAGAGGAGCGGUGGAGGAUGACUGGCGCUAUCAGGGGCACCCUGCUCUGGCAUGCUUGGAGGACGCCACAACCCAGGAGAGGAUUUUGAGACGGAGCGAGAGAGCCUGCCAACCACUGGCCAACGCCAACACAGCACGAGAGAGAGAGAGACCGCGAGAGGAGGGGGGGGGUCCACCUUUACCAGAGAAGGAAGAAGAGCAAGGGAGAAAAAAUUAAGUGAGAGUGCAAGUGAGGAAGAAUGUGAAAGAAAGGAAAAAUACCCCAAAAGAAAGCCAGCGCAAAAAACGGAGAGACCCAAAAAAGAAAAUGGUGCAUGAAUAAUAAGGGCAACUUAACACAACCCCCCCCCCCGAUUUGACUUGACAAUCACUCUCUCCAGCCUGCUGCUCUGAAAAAAGAGGGGGAAGCAAGUGAGAGGGCUGGCCGAGGGAAGGAGAGAGGACGAAAAGAGCAAGAUGACGGAGUGAAGCGAUGGAGAGGAUCAGAUGUGUGUGAAUGAGUGAUGGUCUUGACGAAGAUCCAUACAGGAUCAAAACUGUGCCCUUCCAUUUAGCCCUCAUUAUGCUCUCCCACGCCCCGUUGGCCUGCCUCUUCCUGCUCCUCCUGUCGGGGGUGCUGGGGGGGCUGGUCCUGUCUAUCUGCCCUGCCGUGUGCUCCUGCAGCCGGGGCCACCGUGUGGUGGACUGCUCCUCACGGCACCUCUCACAGCUGCCCCCAGGCCUGCAGCAUAACAUCCGCUUCCUCAACCUCUCACACAACAGCCUUUGUGGUCUGGACGACCAGCUCAGCCACUACGCCCACCUGCGUACCCUGGACCUGUCCUAUAACCUCCUGGGUCGCUUCCCCUCCGGCCUGCCCAGGGCCCUCUGGGACAUCCGGGCCGCUGGCAACCAGCUCCGAGCCCUGGACAAGAACGACACGGCCUACCAUUGGAACCUGAGGGUACUGGACCUGUCAGCCAACGAGCUGGAGAGGGUGGUCUUCAUCAACAACACCCUACCCAGCCUACACGCCCUAAACUUGAGUCACAACCGGUUCUGGACCGUGCCCACCAACAUGCCUCAUAAUCUGGAGAUGGUGGAUUUGUCCCACAACUACCUGGUUCAGAUCCUCCUGGGAUCAUUGGACCGGCUGCCCAGGCUGAGGAGGUUCUACCUGCAUGCUAAUCGCUUCUCCUGGGUGCCGGAGGGGGUAUUUGACCGGUUGGAGGGGCUCGAGUUGUUGACACUUGGGGAUAACCCUUGGGCUUGUGAAGAGGAGGAGAACAUCACACGGCUCUUGCUCUGGGCCAAACACACCCGUGCUGCCGUGUUAGGCUGCCCCUGCUACACUAGGCCAACAUGUGGACAAGCCCAUCUGGCCACACCAGGAGGGGAGUGGCACUUUACGUCCCACACAGAGCCUCCACUGGGGGCUGAUGCCAGAGAGCUGGGCCGUGGAGACCUCACACCGGAUAGAGCUGCAGUCGUCACUUCUGGGUACUUGGCUAAGUCUGCGUUGUUGGAGCCUGGGACGUAUGGAGACAGAGGGUCUGCCAAUAGCUCGGGGGACCAGACAUCGUUUGUGUUUAUCUCCACCCCCUUGCACGGCCUCUCCACACGCACAAGCACUACAGGGCACCCGCACUCCGCCGCCAAGAAGCCUAACACAGGAGGCACGCAGAGCAGAAGCCACGGACUCCACACACCAAUCCUGUAUUCUGUAGUCACCUGGAACCUUCUAGUCACGGUGACUGCCUUCAAAGCCUUUUAAACCCACACGUUGUCAGUACUAGAGUCAAGUCUUGAUGGAUUUUGGAGAGGGCUAACCCUAUGUACGUAUAACCCAGAAUGUAAAAGGGAGAGAUUUGUUAUUGUUUUUAUUUUAAAGAACAACUUUCAACUGUUACUGCCUAAAUGUGUAUCCUCUCUCAUCUUCCAACCAUUUGACCAACAUCUACAGAGUGAAGUUGUGCUGUAUGGCUACAUCUUUCAAACUUGCAUACAAAUAAUAUCUAGGCAAAUGUAUACACAUAGUGCUUCGGAAAGUAUUCAGACCCCUUCCUUUUUACACAUUUUGUUAUGUUUCAGCCUUAUUAUAAAAUGCAUUAAAUAAAUAAAAAUCCUCAUCAAUCUACACAAAAUACCCCAUAAUGACAGAGCAAAAUCAGGUUUUUAGAAAUGUUUGUUAAUUUAUUAAAUAUGAAAAACAGAAAUACCUUAUUUACAUAAGUAUUCAGACCCUUGGCUAUGAGAAUGGAAAUUGAGCUCAGGUGCAUCCUGUUUCCAUUGAUCGUCCUGGAGAUGUUUCUACAACUUGAAUGGAAUCUUACUGGGGUCAAUUCAAUUGAUUGGACUAUAUACGGUCCCACAGUUGACAGUGCAUGUCAGAGCAAAAACCAAACCAUGAAGUUGAAGGAAUUGUCCCUAGAGCUCCAAGACACGAUUGUGUUGAGGCACAGAUCUGGGGAAGGGUACCCAAACAUUUCUGCAGCAUUGAAGGUCCCCAAAAACACAGUGGCCUCCAUCAUUCUUAAAUGGAAAAAGUUUUGAAUCACCAAAACUCUUCCGAGAGGUGGCCACCCUGCCAAACUGAGCAAUCGGGGGAGAAGGGCCUUGGUCAGGGAUGUGACCAAGAACCUGAUGGUCACUUUGACAGAGCUCUAGCGUUCCUCUGUGGAGGUGGGAGAACCUUCCAUAAGAACAACCAUCUCUGCAGCACUCGACCAAUCAGGCCUUUAUGGUAGAGUGGCCAGACGGAAGCCACUCCUCAGUAAAACAGGGACAUGAAAGCCCGCUGGGAGUUUGCCAUAAAGCACCUAAGGGCCUCUUAGACAAUGAAAAACAAGAUUCUCUGGUCUGAUGAUUCUCUGGUCUGAUGAAACUACGAUUGCGUUACGUCUGGAGGAAACCUGGCACCAUCCCUACGGAGCAUGGUGGUGGCAGCAUCAUGCUGUGGGGAUGUUUUUCAGCAGCAGGGACUGGGAGACUAGUCAGGAUCGAGGGAAAGAUGGAGCAAAGUAAAGAGAGAUCCUUGAUGAAAACCUGCUCCAGAGCGCUCAGGACCUCAGACUGGGGGGGAAGGUUCACCUUCCAACAGGACAACGACCCUAACCGUACAGUCAAGACAACGAAGGAGUGGCUUCGGGACAAUUCUCUGGAUGUCCUCAAGUGGCCCAGCCAGAGCCCAGAUUUGAACCAGAUCAAACAUCUCUGGUGAGACCUGAAAACAGAUGUGCAGCAACACUCCCCAUCCAACCUGACAGAGCUUGAGAGGAUCUGCAGAGAUGAAUGGGGGAAAACUCCCCAAAUACAGGUGUGCCAAGCUUGUACCGUCAAACCCAAGAAGACUCUAGGCUGUAAUCGCUGCCAAAGGUGCUUCAACAAAGUACUGAGUAAAGAGUCUUAUGUGAGAUAUAUAUACACACAAACCUGUUUUUGCUUUGCUUUGUCAUUAUGGGGUAGUGUGUGUAGAAUGAUGAAACAAUUUAAUCAAUUUUAGAAUAAGGCUGUAAACUAACUAAAUGUGGAAAAAGUAAAAGGGGUCUGAAUAUAUCUCGAAUGCAUUGUACAUGACUAAUAAUACUCUAUCGGUGUGGAAAGAUGAAUGCUCUACUCUAUGUAGUCUAUACUGCUUGUCCGUUCUGUUGACAGAUGCUGCGUUUUAUGGUUUCUAUGAUAUAAAGAAAAGGAAAACA
Salvelinus fontinalis (brook trout) is the source of this 3768-nucleotide messenger RNA. Its product is annotated as oligodendrocyte-myelin glycoprotein-like. Gene Ontology annotation, molecular function: protein binding. The record is from RefSeq and is a predicted model, not a curated record. Lineage: Eukaryota; Metazoa; Chordata; Actinopteri; Salmoniformes; Salmonidae. The coding region runs from base 588 to 1844 and encodes 418 amino acids. The transcript is spliced from 4 exons. Gene Ontology annotation, biological process: neuron projection regeneration.